Messenger RNA from Lepus europaeus (European hare), 1855 nucleotides. It is a transcript of the gene MTHFS, whose product is annotated as methenyltetrahydrofolate synthetase. Bases 86 to 709 code for a protein of 207 amino acids. Gene Ontology annotation, cellular component: mitochondrion. The record is from RefSeq and is a predicted model, not a curated record. The transcript has 3 exons. Gene Ontology annotation, biological process: tetrahydrofolate interconversion; folic acid-containing compound biosynthetic process. Gene Ontology annotation, molecular function: 5-formyltetrahydrofolate cyclo-ligase activity. Lineage: Eukaryota; Metazoa; Chordata; Mammalia; Lagomorpha; Leporidae.
GCCUGACCCGGGCCCUGACCCUCCGCCCCCGGGGCGGCCAAAGCCGUGGGCACCCGAGGGCGCCCAGGGCGGGACUGCGCCGGAGAUGGCGGCGGCGGCGGCUGUGAGCGGCGCCAAGCGGAGCCUGCGGGCUGAGCUGAAGCAGCGUCUGCGGGCCAUCAGCGCCGAGGAGCGACUGCGCCAGUCCCGGCUACUGACCCAGAAGGUGAUUGCCCACAGGCAGUAUCAGGAAUCCCAGAGAAUCUCCAUCUUCCUGAGCAUGCCAGAUGAAAUCGAGACAGAAGAGAUCAUCAAGGAUAUCUUCCAGCAAGGCAAAGUCUGCUUUAUCCCCCGCUACCGCCUCCAGAGCAAUCACAUGGAUAUGGUGAAGCUAGCGUCACCAGACGAAAUUUCUUCCCUUCCUAAAACGUCCUGGAAUAUUCAUCAGCCGAGUGAGAGUGACACGCGGGAGGAGGCCUUGGCCACCGGGGGCCUCGACCUCAUCUUUAUGCCAGGCCUCGGGUUCGACAGGAACGGCAACCGGCUGGGGAGGGGCAAGGGCUACUAUGACACCUACCUGCAGCGCUGCCUACAGGAGCAGGGGGCAAAGCCCUACACCAUCGCCCUGGCCUUCAGAGAGCAGAUCUGCCCCCAGGUGCCUGUGGACGACACAGACGUGAGCGUCGACGAGGUGCUGUACGUGGACGCGGCCGCUUCGCUCGCGCCCUGACGACCAAGCAGAAUCACCCAUGCUUCGUACCAGAAUCAAGCGAGUCCUUGCAGGAAGGAAGCUACAGGUUGUGGCUUUUAAUUAAGUUCCUGUCUUCAAAAAUCCCCAGUGUGGGGCAGGCGUUUGGCCUCGUAGUUAAGGCAUGUGCCGCACACUUCAGUGUGCCUGGGUUUGAUACCCAUCCCUGGCUCCCAAACACACUUCCCGCUGCUGCAGACCCUGGGACGCAGUGGGCAACGGCUCAAGGGCUUGGGUUCUUGCUACCCAAGUGGGAGACCUGGGUUGAGUUAUUGGCUCCUCACACUGGCUCUGCCCCAACCCUGGUGUUGCAGGCAUGUGAGGAGUGAGAGAGCAGCUGGGAUCUGCCCCCAGCCCCCUUUCUCUUUCCCUGUCUCCCUGCCUCAUAAAUAAAUAAAUAAAUAAAUAACAGAAAGUCUCAUUCAGUUUUUUAAAAAUACCACAAGUGUGGAAUGUUCAGAAUAGUGGAAUAUUGCCGGCAUUGUGGUGUAGAGGGUUAAGCCUCUGCCUGCAGCUCUGGCAUCCCGUAUGGGUGCUGGUUUGAGUCCUGGCUGCUCCACUUCUGGACCAAUUCCCUGCUAAUGUGCCUGGGAGAUCAGAGGAAGGUGGCUCCAGUCUUUGGGCCCUUGUACCCACGUGGGAGACCCAGAAGAAGUUCCUGGGCUUCAGAUUGGCCCAGCUGCAGCCAUGGCAGCCAUUUGGGGAGUGAACCAGCUGUUGGGAGACCUCUCUCUGUGUCUCCCUCUCUCUGUAACUCUGCCUCUCAAAUAAAUAAAUCUUUUAAAAAGAGUAGUGAAAUAUUAGUUAAAAUGGAGGUUCUCACCGUAUGAUUUUCAGCUUACCAUGUUGGUGUUACCGUGAUAGGUUGAUCUGUUUGCUUUGCAGUGGAAGUUAAGUGUUUAUGAGGAACUGUGCCCCGGCUCAGAGUGAGAGAAGAAGUGAGCCCCGAGCGGGUAUGCUCCAAGUCUAUUGUGCGCCUGGCCAGUCCCCUGCCUGUGUUUAGAGACAGGACUGUCUUCCUUCACUUGUUGGCGUUGGCUUUGAGUACAGAGUAUUAUUGCACUUCAUCACGGCUUCAGCUGCUGGCCCUGAAGUUUAUGGGCAACACUUUUUUUUUUUUUUUUUUUU